AAGAAGAAAAGCGACUGCUUCUCUUUUCUCUCUCUCUCUCUCUCUCUCUAUCUCUAUCUCUCCAUCUCUCUCUCUCUCUCUCUCUGGCUUGAGUUUUCCUUUAGAGACAUAUAUCAGUCCCUCAAAGCUUCCAUUUUUAAUUUUUUUAUAUAUAGUAUGUAACUUCCAUCUCUCUUUUUCCAGAAGGUGAUUGCAGAAAUAUACUUACUGCUUAGAGCAAUAAAAAGAAAGGGAGAGAAAGAGAAAGAAAGAGACGACAGUCGGAGGCGACAACACACAGUGAGAGAGAGAAGGAAUUCGUGAAGCUUUCAAUACCAUAGAAGGGAAAACGAUGUCUAAGAGCUUUACAUCCUUUCACUCUCUGCAAUUCUAAGAGCAAGUGAAGCUUGGAGUGUGUCUUGUCUGUCUGUCUGUGUUUGUGCGCCUGAAAAGCCAAAGCGAGAGAUGAUGAUGAUGAAGAAGAAGAAUAUUCUGAUAUGGGACUAGUAGCACCACCGCUUCCACCAGUUAUUUCUCAGUAUUCGAAGACCCACCACUCAAUUCCAAUCCCAGAGAAGUCCAAUAAUUCUACCAAUUCUAUGUCCCAAGAGUACCACCACCACCAUCACCAACCAGGCAUCUUCAGCUUCUCCAAUGGGUUUGAAAGAUCGGCCGUGGCACACCAAGACCAACAACAACAGCAACAACAUCACAUAGCCCAGCAGAUCCGCAGGGACAAACUGAGAGUGCAAGGCUUCGAAGCCCCACCGCCACCACUAGUGGGGAUAGACGACGAAGAAUCAGGUGGCCUUCAGGUCUAUGAGACUGCUGGGAUGUUAUCAGAGAUGUUCAAUUUCCCUCAACCAGGGGCUGCUACUACUGCUACGGCUUCUGCAGAAUUGUUAGACCAACCCCUAACGCAAAAUUAUCAUCGAAUUCCGAGGCCACAACAGCCCGGUGUGGGUGUAGCAAACGAGUGGUACGGAAAUAGACAAGGCAUGGUUGUGGGGUUAGGACCCUUGGGAGAUUCAAAGAAUCAGACCAGUGUGAAUAGCCGUGACAGUCUAUCUCAUCAAUCUCAGCCCCAGCAUCACCAUCAUCAUGCUCAGAUUUCUAGCAUUAAUGCGGACUCAGCCGCUGCCAUGCAGCUUUUUUUAAUGAAUCCACAACCAAGAUCUCCAUCUCCUCCACCUCCAUCACAAACAGCUUCAACUUCUUCUACUCUACACAUGUUGCUUCCAAAUCCUUCCUCUUCACUUCAAGGUUAUGCUCCUGCUCCUCACUCAGCUGGUGCUGGAGGAGGGGGUUAUGGUCAAUUCUCUUGGGUUCCUGAUCAUGAACCAGGUGGGUCUACUGCUACCCAACUCAACAACCCUAGUGAAAUUGGAGGGGUUGUGGAAAGCCAAGGCCUUUCAUUGUCUUUAUCAUCUUCCUUGCAACAUCUAGAAGCAGCUAAAGCUGAAGAAUUGAGGAUGGGUGAUGCUGGUAUGUUGUACUACAAUCAAAGUGGUGGGGCAUCAUCGUCCACUCAUCCAUACUAUAAGAAUUUGGGUGGUGGUCAUAGUCAUAGUAACCAGUCAUUGCAUUUACAAGGAGUGGCUCAGAAUCACCACCAGGUUCAUGUUGGAUUUGGGUCCUCUUUAGGUGUUGUGAAUGUGUUGAGGAAUUCAAAGUAUGCCAAAGCCGCCCAAGAGUUGUUGGAAGAGUUUUGCAGUGUUGGAAGGGGUCAGUUCAAGAAGAACAAGUUUGGAAGGCAAAACAGUACCACUAACCCUAAUUCCAAUCCAGGUAAUAGUGCUGCUGGUUCUUCAUCAACACCAAAGGAUCUCCCUCCAUUGUCAGCAGCUGAUAGAAUUGAGCAUCAGAGAAGGAAGGUCAAACUUCUAGCCAUGCUUGAUGAGGUGGAUCGAAGAUACAACCACUAUUGUGAACAAAUGCAAAUGGUAGUGAACUCAUUCGAUCUGGUUAUGGGUUUUGGUGCUGCUGUCCCUUACACUGCCCUUGCACAAAAGGCAAUGUCUCGGCAUUUCCGGUGUCUGAAGGAUGCAAUAUCAGCACAAUUGAAACACAGUUGUGAGCUACUAGGAGAGAAAGAUGGUGCGGGGAGUUCAGGAAUAACGAAGGGAGAGACACCAAGGCUGAAAAUGCUAGAGCAAAGCCUAAGACAGCAAAGAGCUUUCCAUCAAAUGGGUAUGAUGGAGCAAGAAGCUUGGAGACCCCAACGAGGGUUGCCUGAACGUUCAGUCAACAUCUUGAGAGCCUGGCUUUUUGAGCAUUUUCUUCAUCCGUACCCAAGUGAUGCAGAUAAACAUCUGCUGGCACGUCAGACUGGUUUAUCGAGAAAUCAGGUUUCAAACUGGUUCAUUAAUGCUCGGGUCCGGUUGUGGAAACCCAUGGUGGAAGAGAUGUACCAACAAGAAACGAAAGAAGAGGAUUCACCAGAAGAGAGAGAAAAAGAUAGCAGCAGUGGCCUUAUUGCACAAACUCCAACGCCCACAACGACAGGUACCACAACAGCAUCAACGACAACAACACCAACAACAACAACAACAACAACAAUAUUAACAACUACUACGCCAACAGGCAAAAGAUCCGAUAUCAAUGCGUGUGAAAGCGACCCUUCACUCAUCGCAAUGAAUAGACAAUGCUUCUCGGAAAACCAAGCAAAGCAGCAGCAACCCAAUACCACAACAAUGGCCAACAACACCAACACCAACACCACCAUUGCAACCACAAUGUCCGACGUGGCAGCGCCAGUUUCACAGUGUUUCUCGACGACCCAUGAUUCGGACAUGCAGCACAAUAAUACUGUUUCUUCUUCUACUACUACUCACAGUCACAGAGCAGCAAUGGCUGCCGCCGAGGACACGUGUCGCCGUGGCAGUGUGGUUGCAGCUGAGUUUGGGACCAUCUCUGGUAAUGCUGACAUUGGCUCCACCCUCAUUAGGUUUGGGACCACAGCUGGUGAUGUGUCACUAACUCUAGGGCUACGCCAUGCCGGGAACAUGCCCGAGAAAAGUUCUUCUUUCUCAGUUAGAGACUUUGGGGGUUGUUAAAAUUUGCUUCUAUACUAUAGUAGCUUAAUUAAAGCAACAAAGAUUAUCUUCUUCUUCUUCUUCUUCUUUUUUUUUUUUUUUUGAAACUUUGUAGCAUUAAGCUUAGAUAGUUUGUAUGGGGGGAGGGGCUAUUAUAAUUGUAUAGUAGAUUGUUCAUGCAUAUUUUGCUUUUGUGUACUUAAGGUUUUUAUACCUUAAUAGGAGCAUUUACUAGAACAACAUAAUACCAUAUUUUAAUGAGAGAGAUGGGGAAGAGAGAUUUAUAAGCAUUAGGUUUUUAAAUGGGAGGUAAUAUUAUAGGAUGAUAUUAUCUUAUUUUCUGAUAUUUUGAAUAAUGACAAAAACCCUACAGAUGGGCUUAUUUA
Quercus robur (English oak) is the source of this 3400-nucleotide messenger RNA. Its product is annotated as BEL1-like homeodomain protein 2. The record is from RefSeq and is a predicted model, not a curated record. Bases 477 to 3035 code for a protein of 852 amino acids. Lineage: Eukaryota; Viridiplantae; Streptophyta; Magnoliopsida; Fagales; Fagaceae. Gene Ontology annotation, biological process: regulation of transcription by RNA polymerase II. The transcript has 5 exons. Gene Ontology annotation, molecular function: DNA-binding transcription factor activity, RNA polymerase II-specific; RNA polymerase II cis-regulatory region sequence-specific DNA binding.